AUGAAGAACCACAUUACAACAGAACAACUACCUAUUUCAUCACCGUUAGAUCUCGCAAAGCCACAGUCAGCCAAACCCUCGCAGUCAGCCACUGUCCGCCUCGAAGAGCUCAGCACGCUUUCUACUCAAUACUCACGCAUAAUCAUUAUCGGCGGCAAUCAUGACCGAGCUCUUGACCCAAGCUGUGAUGAGAGGGAUGCCACGCUCUACAAUGAUCUCGAUGCCCGCAUAGCCUAUCGUGAGGCAUUCGAUAAUACCCUUGGCGUCACAUAUCUCUGUAAUAACAGCACAAUAGUCAGAGCUGGGGACCGGAUGCUACGGAUCUGGGGCUCCCCGGGCUCGAUCGCUACCUCUAGACAGACGGCAUUCGGAUACACAGCUGGGAGUAUGGCGGAGGAGCUAUGGGAACAAACCCCCAAGGAUAUUGAUAUUCUGAUUACGCAUGGUCCUCCACUAGGAUACCUGGAUGGUGAUAACAAUUUAGGUUGCUGUACUUUGCUUGCGGCAUUAUGGCAGAUCCGGCCUUUGCUGCAUGUCUUCGGACAUGUGCAUCAGAGUCGCGGUCGCUGCGUUCUAAAAUACAACAGUAACCAAGCAGAAUAUGACACAAUGAUGCUAAGUAGGAAGAAGCGGGAAGAAAUAGACGCAGAGGAGGUGAAAUAUACCCCGCCGCAUCUGAGGGCAGCUGGGGAAUCGUCAGGUGCGAUAUCGAUGCCCGAACAGAUGACCAAGUCGGGUGGGGAGGGACUAUAUUAG
Molecule: messenger RNA, 756 nt
Organism: Venustampulla echinocandica
Lineage: Eukaryota; Fungi; Ascomycota; Leotiomycetes; Helotiales; Pleuroascaceae
Exons: 2
Coding region: 1-756 (251 amino acids)
Molecular function (GO): hydrolase activity
Source: RefSeq, a predicted model, not a curated record